Molecule: messenger RNA, 576 nt
Organism: Penicillium egyptiacum
Lineage: Eukaryota; Fungi; Ascomycota; Eurotiomycetes; Eurotiales; Aspergillaceae
Source: the annotation of a GenBank genome assembly
AUGGCACCCUCUCUCCACCCUCUCGUUGACAACGGUAUCACACCUGGCUCCAGCAGCUUCACCGGUGGGAAGCUCUACUGCCGCUGCGACUCCGACAAGGUCGAGAUCACUCUGAAUAGCAAUGUUGCCCACAACCACGCCUGUGGCUGCUCUAAGUGCUGGAAGCCAUCCGGUUCUCUCUUCUCCAUUGUUGGCGUUGUCCCGCGAGAUGCCGUCUCGGUGACAGCAAAUGCCUCGAAGCUUUCGAUUGUGGAUAAGGAAGCUACCAUUCAACGCAAUGCCUGCAAGGACUGCGGUGUGCACCUCUUCGGGCGUAUCGAGAAGGACCAUCCUUUCAAGGGUCUCGACUUUGUACACGUUGAGUUGUCCGAUGAAAAGGGCUGGCAGGAACCACAAUUUGCCGGUUUCGUCUCAUCCAUCAUUGAACAGGGUUCCCACCCCAAAGAAAUGGAUGAAGUGAGAGCCAAAUUCGAGGCUGUUGGACUGCAGACAUAUGACGUCCUGUCGCCGGCGCUGAUGGAUCUGAUCUCUACUUUUACGGCUCAGAAGGCCGGUAUCAGAUUCGCCAAUUUGUGA